UUAAGUCUCUGUUGAAGUGAAAUUCCAUGUGGCCCAUAGAAUUUUCUUCUAUAGGGACUACAUGCUGGGUAUGUUACUUACACUGUCGUUCUUGUUCCGUGCAGAUCAUCAAUGCUGUGGUGCUGUUGAUUCUGUUGAGCGCCCUGGCUGAUCCAGAUCAGCAUCACUUCUCAAGUUCUGAACUGGGAGGCGACUUUGAGUUCAUGGAUGAUGCUAACAUGUGCAUUGCGAUCGCCAUCUCUCUUCUCAUGAUCCUGAUAUGUGCAAUGGCUACUUACGGGGCAUACAAGCAACAUGCGGCCUGGAUCAUCCCCUUCUUCUGCUACCAGAUCUUCGAUUUUGCCCUCAACACCUUGGUUGCGGUCACCGUGCUUGUCUAUCCGAGCUCCAUUCAGGAGUACGUUCGCCAGCUGCCCCCUAACUUUCCCUACAAAGAUGACAUCUUGUCGGUGAAUUCUACCUGUUUGGUCCUGAUUACUCUUCUGUUUAUCAGCAUCAUCCUGACCUUCAAGGGUUACCUGAUUAGCUGCGUCUGGAACUGCUACCGAUACAUCAACGGCAGGAACAACUCCGACGUGCUGGUGUACGUUACCAGCAACGACACCACGGUGCUGUUGCCCCCCUAUGACGAUGCCACCGUGACUGGCGCUGCCAAGGAGCCGCCACCCCCUUAUGUGUCUGCCUAAGCCUGAGAGCGGGGUGGAGCCGAGCAUGAACUGGACCCACAGACUCCAGAGCAAUAGUUCUCUAAUCUCACUUCUGAGACGAGCUCCUGAGCUCAUUUGUUGCUGAAAUGCUACAGUUUAAAAUUUUUAGUGUUAAGUUGGCACCCUCCGUAGUUUUAAACGUAUGCUUUAGCGAGAGCACUGUGGUAGGCUACCUGUAGGAUUCCUCUGUAGGGUGCAGCGGGCUUCCCUGGGCUCCCUGGGCUCCCUGGGCGCUGAGACGUCCCAACCCUCUGGAUGAACCUGGAGGCAGAGAAGUCUGGUUUUGUACGUGCCAGGCCCCAAAGUGGGGGAAUUAGCCACAUUUCCCCCUCUCUGUUCCCUCUGUCUCUUUGAAAAGUGUAAAAUAAAAAUAGAAAUUGAACAAUACUUAGGAGCCCUCGAGAACGGGGAUGUUAAUUGUGAAUCAUUGCUCCAGUUUGGUAAACGAGUCCAUUUAUGUGCAUAAAUAAAACAGGAGUUUCCUUAA
Molecule: messenger RNA, 1194 nt
Organism: Miniopterus natalensis
Lineage: Eukaryota; Metazoa; Chordata; Mammalia; Chiroptera; Miniopteridae
Source: RefSeq, a predicted model, not a curated record